Messenger RNA from Rhizopus microsporus ATCC 52813, 805 nucleotides. RefSeq lists its product as uncharacterized. NCBI's taxonomy places the organism in Eukaryota, Fungi, Mucoromycota, Mucoromycetes, Mucorales, Rhizopodaceae. The transcript has a single exon. The coding region runs from base 220 to 729 and encodes 169 amino acids. The record is from RefSeq and is a predicted model, not a curated record.
UAUCCAUAGGGAUGAAAUUAGUCUCUGCCAGCAAGCAGACAAAAACCUUUAGUGAUUUAACGGAAUUUCAAAAGGCUUUGAACGCCACUGACUUUGUUAUUGACGAGUCAUCUAAAAGUGCCUUCAAGGAUCUAUCUUUUGACUCCUGGUUAAUAGCAGCCAACUUUAGUCCUAGUUCAGGGCUUUCCUUUAUAUCUGGGAAAGCAGUAUACCGUACAGAUGGUCUGGUUAAUACCAAUGGAUAUUCCGGUAAGCAAAGCAAAGAAAAGAGAGAGAAAAAUGACACAUGAUAUGUGCUUAACUGUUCUAGACUAUGCCAUUCGCCACUAUGCUAGACCUGACCUUGCUAUUUUUGAUAUUAUACACAUGGUGUACCCUACUUAUGGGCGUUCAUACAACUUGACUUGGCUUCUUGCAUUUGCUCAAUCAGGUAGACCACUCUAUGUGUCCAAUGCCACCUACCCAAGCUGCACAAAUCCUGGAGAGCGCAUAUACGCUAUCAAAUGUGUGACUGCACCAUUUGAUCCACGAAACAACGCUACAUCAAAUGUACCAAAACCUUCAAAUAAUCCGUUUAUACAACAUGGCCUGUCGACUGGUGGUAAAGUCGGUGUUGCCAUAGGUGUUAUCGCUGCUGUUGCUGCGAUUUCUGUCAUUGGUACCUUUGUCUAUAGAAAAACAAAACACACUCCAAAAGAAAGGACAUUUUACAGAAUGCAAGAUCUGUAAUGAAUAUUACUUUAUAUAAUUUUUUUUACUAAUCCUUCACACAACACACACAUGCUGUUUCUUAUUGUAUAAACAC